Messenger RNA from Hippoglossus stenolepis (Pacific halibut), 5135 nucleotides. RefSeq names its product phospholipid phosphatase-related protein type 5. The transcript is spliced from 8 exons. Gene Ontology annotation, molecular function: phosphatidate phosphatase activity. Lineage: Eukaryota; Metazoa; Chordata; Actinopteri; Pleuronectiformes; Pleuronectidae. Gene Ontology annotation, biological process: phospholipid dephosphorylation; phospholipid metabolic process; signal transduction. Bases 558 to 1595 code for a protein of 345 amino acids. The record is from RefSeq and is a predicted model, not a curated record.
GCUCCUGCUGUUUCAUUCUCUUAUUCCCUCUUCCCACUCUCUGUUUUUUCCUCCUCCUCUGUGCCUUUCCUUCUUUUUUCUUUCACACACAGGCAUACAUCCACACACACACACUCUCUUUUCCUCUCUCUUCCUCUCCUCAUAUCCACCGGCAACUACGCUGAGCAGCCUCCUUCACCAACCCAGUGGAUCCCCUCACUUGACUAAUUAGCCCUGAAGUGCUGUUGAAGAUCAUCAUAUUUAGCUUAGCGACCUAGCGGCAGAGUGCAGACAGAUAUAGACUAGGCUGGCUGGAGGCUGGGUGCCUGGCUGUGGGCAAGCUCUCUAUCUCUCUCUGUUCACACUCAGUGCCGAGGACUUCUCAGUGGCGGAGCGGCGGAAGUGAGAGGUGGUUUUUGCUUUGAAAUAGACGAGAGGGGGGGGGGGGAAGAGAAAGAAGCGCAGCUGAGACCACAACAAAACCACAGAAUGGGAGAAGGCUGCAGGUGCAGAUCCUCCUAGAGACGGAGACUUGGAGGAGGCAGUGGUCACUGCUUGUAACAUACAAAAGAUUUAAGAUGAUUGACAGCCAGCUAUCAGCACAGAGGAGGGCGAUGAUGAGGAACAUCCCUGAUGAAGACCAAGGCCUGCAGAAGACCAGCACCUACAUCGUGCCCUGCUUCCUCUUAGUGGAGCUGGUCAUCAUGGCAGGGACCGUUCUGUUGGCGUACUACUUUGAGUACACGGACACGUUCCCCGUGCACGUCCAGGGCUUCUUCUGUUUCGACAAAGCCUACUCCAAGCCGUUCCCGGGACCAGAGGACAACAGCAAGGCGCCACCCGUCCUGGUCUACUCCCUGGUCACUGCCAUCCCCACGGUGACGAUCCUGAUCGGGGAAGUGACCAGUUUCUUUGUGAAGACAGAGGGAGCUCAGGAGAAAACCAUAGUGACCGCCGACUGCUGUUAUUUCAACCCUCUCCUCCGCAGGAUCGUUCGUUUUCUAGGUGUCUACUCCUUCGGCCUCUUCACCACCACCAUCUUUGCCAACGCUGGUCAAGUGGUGACAGGAAACCAGACCCCUCAUUUCCUGUCUGCCUGCAGGCCAAACUACACAGCUCUGGGGUGCCAGUCUCCGCUGCAGUACAUCACAGAGCGCCGAGCCUGCACGGGAAACCCGUACUUGGUGGCGUCCGCCCGCAAAUCCUUCCCCUCCAAAGACGCAGCUCUCAGCUUUUACUCAGCCAUCUACACAGUGAUGUACGUGACCCUGGUGUUCCGGACCAAAGGCACCCGUCUGACCAAGCCCACCCUCUGCCUGGUGCUGCUGUCGCUGGCCGUGCUGGUGGGGGUGGUGAGGGUGACUGAACACAGAAACCACUGGAACGAUGUCGUGGCUGGGUUUGUUACCGGAGGGGCCAUUGCUGCCUUCCUGGUGUCAUGUGUGAUCAACAAUUUCCUGCCAACCCAGAUAGGAACGCCGACUCCUCCUCCUCCGCAGCGCCCUCUAGAGCCCUCUGUCGGGCUCCCUCUGCUCAGCCUGCCCCGCGUGGAGAGUCCACUCGAAAAGUUAAGUGGCCUCCAGGCUCCAGGGCUACCGUAUUCUGAGAUCACAUGACCAUCAGCCAAUCCCAUCCCCCACCCCUCCCGAUGUGCUCCUCCCCUCACGGCGUUGCCUCACCAGCGCAGUCUAGACCUGCCCACCGAAAGUCCCCCGCCCUGCCCCGCCCACCCCAAAGGACGACAUCCUCUCCGUCGAAUCAAAUCAACGCAGGUGUGAAAGGCCGACCGAUCACAGGGAGGAGGACAGCGCACACAUGCACACGGCGAGCCUGGAGGAGAGAACCUGUCGUUGUGAAGACCAAUAUGAGACAGAGACCUGUCCUUCUGUCCAGUUUAUCCUCUGAGAUGGUCUCACCUUUUCUUUUGGGUGUAAAAGACCCCUUAUGAGACUUGCCAAAGCCAGAGGUGUUGAAGCAAUACUGUGUCACACUCCCUUGUCUUUUCUUUACACAAAGACUCAACUUUAAAGACUGUUGGCUGGUGAUGACUUGAUAAAACACACAACAAUAAAACAUAAAUUGAGGGUUUGGGGACGGAAGAAUAUCCCAAUCACUACUGAAUCGUCCUCAAAAGACCACAUUCUGACACUCAGGACAAUAAAAUGGGAAAAAAAGACCUCUCAUCUAAUCAAAAAGCAGGCACCACCGAGAAUUACGAUACAGAAGAGUUUUUCUGUCAUAAAGGACUAACGAGAUGCUGUCGAAGAGGAAAGCGCUUUUGUAAAUUAUAGCACAGAUGAACCAGUUUAGCGUUCAGUCAUCAGUGUUGUUUCUUUACCUGUUUAGGGAGAAUAUCGGUUUGAUCUCUUGCUGUACAUUGUGUGAAGUGAUAGACGGGAGAUUUACACACACUACAGCUGUGUUUGUGAUUCACGUAGACUGCACGUGAAGAUGGACGACGCGUCUCCAUUUCCUCCCACUAUCCAGAAAGGAACCGGAAAUAGCCUGGAUACGAACGCAACCAUAGAUCAGAGCCGCAUGAAGAACUCCCUAAAAAUUCUAUUUGAAGUUUACUUUUUAGUUGGAUCAAUAAAUAUAGAGGAGGCAGGAUUCAAGGAUUCAAUGAAAUGUUUCUGUGCAGACAUACCAAGUGAACAAUAAAAAACAGUAAAUAGAUCAAUAAAAUACAAUAAUAACAAAUAUUUUUAGAUAGAAUUAUAUGUAUACAAUUACAAAUCUUAGAGUCAUUUCCAAAAGCAGUACACACAGUCAGGUUUCCGGGAACUUUACCUGGUGUUCAAAUGAAUGACGUAUACUGCAGCCAGCCACCAGGUGGAGAUCAAGACACUUAGGCUUCAAUUUAGGGCAGCUGUCAUAUCUUCCAUCUUUAUAUACAGUCUACACUGAAACCAUGUUUGUGUUGGAGCAUCAGUUAACUCAUCCCUGUAGAGAACUGAACUGACCUUCCAAACAUUUUAACUACUUAAUAUUCAGGUGUGUGUGUAUGUAUGUAUGUCUGUGUGUGUGUAUGUAUGUCUGUCUGUGUGUGUUAUGAAUAUGUGUAGGUUCUACAUCCAUGCUGUGAAAUAUUUGGAAAAGUUUUAUUAUAAAGUUUUAUACAAAUUCUUUGUCAAUGUCCGUUCCCAUAAAACCCACCAUCCACUGUGUCCCUUACACCCUCUCAUGCUUGGUCUUCGUUGUUUAAUUUCAAAUAACUUUUAUCUAAAUACAUGACACACAACAUGUUACCAAAACAAAUGUGUGAUAAGAUUGUUUUUUGUUAUUUUUCCUAUCUGCCAUCAUUUCCUCACACCGACUAUGAAUCCAAUGGCGCAGACCAUGUGUGUGACACAAAGCUACGAUCUCUAGACUUUUGUAUAGUUUUGUACAGUGAAUAGGUUUCUCAACACAGUAUAUACCACAUUGUCAUUAUGUUUCAAGUGUGAGAACAGUGAGACGCAACCUGAGACUGUCCUGCAGGAACACGAGUAGUAGCCUGAUCUGAAGCAGGAAUGUAGCGCAGUGGAGAAGUGUUUGAAAUCCUGAUGUGUGUGUGGUGGUGGUGGCUGACAUCUUGCUUUGGUUCUGCUCAGUUCAAAAGGACAGACAGGCUGCCAGUGGGAGAGUGUGCAGUGGCUUAUAUACAGAAGACAUAUGGUUUUAUUAAGCAUGUGUGAGUGUGUGUGUGAGUGUGUAUGCUUAUUGGUGUGUGUGUGUGUGUAUGAUGAACACAUUGUAUGGCAGCGUAACUGUUAAUUUGGUUUUCUUAAGUGAAACAGUCAAAGGUAGCUGCUAUAAUUACACACUUGUGUUAGUGCGUAAGUGCAGGCCUUCACAGGACCCCCUGCCGAGGCGUCCCAACUAUGCCUGUUAUAGCAGAAGGUGCUCAUUAUAGCUUUGAGAUUAGCCACAGUAACACUACAUCUUUUUUUUUUGUAAACAACCGAAGGGAUAGAGAACACCCACGUUAAUAUGUCUUUGUUUUGUAUUUAUUUAACAAAAUAAAUGGCAAUUACCACACGCUGCUGCCUGAAUUGCACUUUUUGUUUGCUUCGUUUGAAGACCUCCCACACCUCAGUAAGGGUUGGACUGUGAUUGGCUGUGAGUUGUGAGAUAGGCUUUCUGGUUCCCAUUUGUAAUGUGUAUAAAAAAGCACAAUAACUAUAAAUUUCUCCCGUAAGAGAAUGUGUGUGAGUAUGUGUGUUACAUCAAGUCUCCUUUCUCUCUAUGAAAGCCAGCUUUUCACUCCAUCUCUGAGUGUCCCCCAUCAGAACCAAGAUAAACCUGCCUGAUGUCUGACAUGAUCAGGCAACACAUUGUACAAUAUAGUUCUGAGUGAGCACAAUCCGGCCCUUAUACCUGCACCAUUUCUUUUGUUGUCACGUCUGUCCGUUUGUCCGUUUGUGAGCAAAAUCACCAAAACAACCAUGACACUUGGUGGCAGGAUGUGCUAUGGGUCAGCAAAGAACCCAUUCAAUUUGGGAUCCAAGAGGUUUAUUUUUCACUUUCUUUAUCAUUGCAUUUUUCAACAUUUUUACCAUUGUCCCAGGGAAUAAGUCAUGGAUCUUAAUGAAAACUAUCAGGCAUAUUUAGGCAGCUGAUAUCUAUGGGUGUGUGUAAUUUGGUGCAGAUCCAAAUAGAAAUCUGGAUCUGGUGUGGUUUCAUAAGGGCCUUGGCGCAGGUCUGAGCUCUACUGAGUGACAUUGCCAGACCUAUUUUGUGCAUAUCUGUGUGCUGAUGAUAAUAAAUACAUCCUGAAUGUCACUCAACUAAGAGCAAUAGCUGUAUUUCACAGCAGACAUUUUGACCUAUUUGUUAAUGUGUGUCUAAUAUCAACUGUUCUGUCAUGGCAGUGAGCCAGUAACCCAAACAGCUGAAUAGACUUCAACCAUCAUUCAUUAUAUUAUUCCAACCUGCGCACUUCUCCUUCUGUUAAAAUACAUGUUAAAAUAGUUUUCCAUGAAAAAGGCCAAUCCACAGUGUUGUGUUUUACUGUAACAGAUUUGUAUUCCAUGUCGGAUCUUGAGUAUUGGAGGUGUGUCACAAUGUCGCAGUACCGUACGUUACAUACUAAUAGUUGUAAUUACAGGAAGACAGAAGAAGCCAUCCUGGAUUGCCUCCGCUAAUUAAAUCUCACAAAGAGAAAACACAAAUUA